Messenger RNA from Spodoptera exigua (beet armyworm), 1363 nucleotides. The record is from the annotation of a GenBank genome assembly. NCBI's taxonomy places the organism in Eukaryota, Metazoa, Arthropoda, Insecta, Lepidoptera, Noctuidae.
AAAAAACACAUAAUUAUAUUUUUCUCAGUUAUUUAAUCAAAGCGUUUACUUACUACAUCCUCACGUGUACCGACUCAAAAUGUCACUCGUUUCUGAAGAUUAUUUAAGUGGAGUGGUUCGUCGAACAGCAUUGUUGUGUAAGCUUAAUAAUUGGAGUUUUGUGCAAGAAAAGUUUGUGAAUAAGGCACAGAAUUAUUUUGGAGAAUUAAUACCGAUCACACUGUCCGGUACACGUGAUGGGGAAUUAGUGUCCUACAACAUAGUUUUAAAAUUGGCGCCAAUAAACGAGCAGUACCGAGUGAGCGGAGCUGUAACUGUGAUGUUUGCAAGGGAAACAUACGUGUAUUCUAACUUACUCAAAGCGUAUAGAGAAAUACUACAACGUCUACCAGUCCGCUCUCAGUAUAUUAUACCUAAAUGUUACUAUGUACAGCAAGAGUACUGCAAGGAGUUCAUAGCUCUGCAAGACAUGACUGUAGAAGGGUAUAGGCCCUACACACAUGAAAUGUUCUUAGAUCUAGAUCAUACUUUGGUUUCUUUAAAGAGUCUUGCUAAAUUGCAUUCUCUGUCGUUUAUUCUACAACAUGAGAAACCUCAGCAGUAUGAAGAUAUCAUGACCAUUUGUGUGCCCUUGACAGAGAGCACAAACUCUAGAUACAUGGACAUUGUGAAAGAUAGACUAGAUAAGGCAAUGAAAAAGUUUCCCGCCUCUAAUAUAACCCCACUGUUACAAAAGUUGAGAAAGAACUGCGCUAAAUAUUUUAAAGCGGCUGUGUAUUCAGUAGGCAAUACUUGUAUAUGUCAUGGUGAUGUUUGGAAAGAAAAUAUAAUGUACAAAUAUGAGGAUAACAAGCCGGUGUCUGCUUGUUUGAUAGACUAUCAAACAACAAGGAAGUGCAGUCCAGCGUUUGAUGUGAUGUACUUAAUAUUGAGUAGUACAAACUCAGAGCUGAGAAAUAAAUACUUACAACAACUGUUAGAAAUAUAUUACAGAACACUUGAAAUAACAUUAAAAGAUGGUGGGAUUGACUCACAAACUGUAUAUUCUAGGCAAAUGUUCAUUUCUGAUAUGAAGACUGUAGCGCCUGCUUGCUUUAUAACAGCGAACACUGCAUUAUGGCUGUCUAACGGUCUGCAAGAGGAAGGGCAUGUGAGGAGCAAACAUGUUUGGACUACCAAGGAUGAGAAGGAAAAGGCUGUGGAAAAAUAUAAAACAAUUGUAUCAAGUAUGAUCGAUGAUCUUACCACUUUUGGAUAUAUUUCUGUUAAUGAAUUGUAAUAAAAAAAUAAGUGUAUAUAAAAUUACAUAAAGAAUGUAGGUAUAAAGCUAUUUAUAUAACAGAAACAGGGAUUAGGGUAUUAU